CGUGUAGUGGUGACGUCAGUCGUGGGGAGUACACACCACGGUGUGCAGGAGUAGAGUCAGUUGAGUUUGCGCUUCACGCUGCAGUUUUCACUUUUCACGCGUCUCUUUAGCUCGCGGGAAAUUCGUUUUGUUUAGAGUCCGUGGCGCAAAAUGAUCGCCGUUCAGCGCGCGUGAUCCUGAGGUCCUGAUCUUGAUCCCCAUUAUCAGCGCACCUUUACGCAGGUAACAGGGAGAACUUCCGGAAGAACAAGCAGAUCGGGUCACCGCUCGAGCAGAGAUUUUAUACGAUUUGAAAUCAAACUCGAGGAGAGAUUACCGGGACGAUCAUGUCGGAUCUGAAGAAGAACAAGUUAUUUAUGCUGCUGAUGGAUGUUAUCUGUGCGUUAGUGGUGGCGAUGCCGUUCAUCAUCAUGACCCUCGUUUACAGGCCGUACCAGCGUGGAGUUUACUGCGAUGAUGAGACCAUCCGCUACCCCUACAGACCAGACACCAUCUCCCACAAAAUGAUGGCUGCCGUAACCAUUUCCUGUUCCAUUAUCAUCAUCACUUCAGGAGAGGCAUACCUGGUCUACACCAAACGGCUGUAUUCCAAUUCAGGCUUUAAUCAAUACGCCGCUGCGCUCUACAAAGUGGUGGGGACAUAUAUUUUCGGCGCGUGCGUCAGUCAGUCUCUGACCGAUAUGGCCAAGUACACCAUCGGACGAUUGCGGCCCAACUUUAUAGCCGUGUGCGCUCCAGAAGUCUGCAACGGCUACAUGCUGGAGAUAAACUGCACGGGAAACCCUCACAACGUGACGGAAUCCAGGCUGUCGUUUUACUCCGGUCACUCCUCCUUCGGGAUGUACUGUAUGUUGUUUCUGGCGCUUUACGUCCAGGCCCGUAUGGCAUCCAAGUGGGCUCGCCUCCUACGUCCCACAAUUCAGUUCUUCCUGGUGGCCUUUGCCAUUUAUGUGGCCUACACGCGUGUGUCUGACUACAAACACCACUGGAGUGACGUGGUCGUGGGUCUUCUGCAGGGGGCGCUGGUGGCCAUCCUCACGGUGCGAUACGUUUCUGACUUCUUUAAAGAGCGACCCCCGCGAUGCCAGAACGCAGACACUGCUGAAAGCGAAGACAUCGAACGCAAGCCCAGCCUUCAGAUCGCAGACGCCGAGAGAAACAAUCAUUACUCGUAUAGCAGGCCUGUAUGAGCCUGACCUUUGACCCUUGAACCCAGCGUAAGCACGCUCGCGCAGAACCACUGGAUGAUGCGUCCUCUACCAUCAUGUCUUGCACAACAGCACACGACGCUGCUCAUACGCAUACACUGGCACUGACUAUACUACGAUCCACAGGAUUAUACUCCCCAUUUCAUGUAGAGAGAGAGCGAUUGCAUGAACUAACACUGAAUAUUAUCUUUUAUACUCACAUGACCGCGUUUAUUUUGUAUUGUCUCAUGCAUACUCAUAUACGCCGUGUGCACAGGAUCCAGUCUAUAACGCAAUGAGGGACUUUAUUGUAUCGUAGUUCAAGAUUGACAAAGUUCUGUUGUUUUUCUGUCUGUGGCUUUUAACCGAGGUUGUUCAUGAAAAACGUAAAGUUUAAAUUUGAUCCAGUUUAUAUAUGAACUGGAUUACAGUGAUUUUUAAAAUCUUUUAUAAACAAAUGUUGGUAUAUUAUUGUGGCGGUAGAUUUAGGGACCUUUUUAACCUUUUGGUUGUUUUAACUGCAUCUGUUUAUAGCCACAUCCAUCUGCAAAAAAUCAAAGAGAGAGAUUAUGACUAAUUCUUUAUAUAUAGGUUUUAUUUUAAUGUUUCAUGUCAUGUAGACUUGGUGUAAUGUUGGCAGAAUAAGUAUCACUGACUAACCACCUGUGUGACUCAAACUAUCCACAAAACAAUAGAAGAUCAGCAAAUAUUGAUAAUCAGGUGAUAAUAAAAUACUGUAGCGUUUACUCUAGUAAACUGUAGUAAAAUUCCUAGACGCCAUAGUUUUGACCCUUACCGUAGUAAAUAUUAAAGUAUACUGUUGUAUUUACUACAGUCUAUCAGAGUUAAUGCUCUUAAUGUUUAUGUAUGUAUAUACUGUAGUAUACACUAUUUAUAAUGUACUACAGUAAAUAUUAUAGUAUGCUAGAGUAUUUUGUUUCCUGUGGGAAGUGUUUGUCUCUGCGAACAGACAUCAGGACAGAUGAGAUUAAAGCUCUUUAAUGCUCAAAACCUUUCACAUUCUCCAGUGGUGCAAAGGAUUGUGGGCAAUAUUAGCCCAUUAAACAACACUGGUCCAGACGCACUUCCUGUUCCAGUUUUCACAAAUGUUAGAACUAAAUUAAAUGCGAAAUAAAAAAUGAAAGUACUUGUGUACAUCUUGCAAUAAAUCGUCCUCGAAUAUAAAUCCAACCCCCAGGAAUCGGCCAUCUGUGAUGUAAAUGUACCAAUCCCAGACUAGCAUACUAUUUAGGGUGGAUAGACAGUACGUGGUUUCUCUCUCUUUGUAAUCAUCCGAUCUAAAGUUUUUGUUGGUGUUGAAUGCAUCUGCUGUCUACUGUGAGUUGCUAUUGCUGCAAAAUGUUCCAAAAUGACUCCAACAUCAGCCCCGCUGAGCUCAUAUGUAGUGCACUUUCACUCUGAAUGUGACAAAGCUCAUGGCUCACUUUUGCCAAUAUUUACAAAAAGGUUUUGUUGAACAUUACAGUGGCGUGACUUGUGUAAUGUUAUUAUUCUUCGUGCAUCAUUUCAUACUACAUGCAAUACUUAUGCCUCAUAUUAUAAAAUCAUUUAAGAUGAACCGUUGAAGGUGUUUGAAAAUAGUGAAAUCAAAAUAAACCACAGUACCUAAAACAGACUUUUUCUUUUUCACUUUUUUUUACAUUCAUAUUUUCAAUAAGAUUUUGGGCUAAGUGUUAUUACCAAAACAGCAGGUAUGUCCAUUAUAACAAUACCUUCCAUGAACAAACACAUUUACUUUUCAUUUCGAAUCCAAACUUUUAAAAGUGGUUUCACAGCUAAAUUCACACUGGAGUAAAAUUCUGCUCUCUAAUAUUUAUUGUGAACAAUUAAAGCUACUGAACCUUAUUUCUUUUUUGUGAAAAGAAUUUCUAUUGUAUCCCACUUGUGAAGUUUGCAGCUCCAACCAAAAUGUAUCUGAACCAUUUAUUAUUUACUCCAAUUACUUGUUUGUAUUGAUUUUCUCAAGUUUUAUUGCGAGUGUUUAGCUUAUGUUGCACAUACGUUUUAUUCUUAUGUUUUGUAUGCGGUUAUACCUACAACUUCAGAUGAAUAAAAAUAGUUCAGCGUC
Triplophysa rosa is the source of this 3276-nucleotide messenger RNA. It is a transcript of the gene plpp2a, whose product is annotated as phospholipid phosphatase 2a. Gene Ontology annotation, biological process: signal transduction; phospholipid metabolic process; phospholipid dephosphorylation. Bases 327 to 1190 code for a protein of 287 amino acids. Gene Ontology annotation, molecular function: phosphatidate phosphatase activity. The transcript has 6 exons. The record is from RefSeq and is a predicted model, not a curated record. Lineage: Eukaryota; Metazoa; Chordata; Actinopteri; Cypriniformes; Nemacheilidae.